AUGCUUCUACCUCGGAUGAAUAGAAUCGUGAUUGUUAGAAGUUUGGCAGUUCGAGCAGGUUCGAAAGGAGCAGCCAAGAAACCAGAACCAAAAUUCACACAAAGUGCUGCUUUUCAGGUAAACUUAUUUCAAAUUACGUCAUUUUUCCAAAGAUUUUUGAUAAAGUUAUAAAUAUUUCUGCUUCAGGGUCGAAAUAUGCCAAAUAUUCGAAAUUUGCCGGGUUAUAAAAUCGAUCCCUAUUCAACAGAUGCACACGAUAAUAAGAAAAUAUUUUCUGCUCUUGGUUCACUUCUUGCUCUUGUUAUUUAUUUUGGUUGGUUGAGAGAACCAUCAGAUUUGGACGAAAUUUGGACUACUCCCCCACAUAUUCUCACAUCAAAUUUGGAGCGAAGAAUGUUGAGAGAACAAAUAAAAGAUGUAAGCUGCUUUUAAAUCAUCAAAAAUCUGUUUAUUAUUAGAAAAUGAUUUUCUUUAUUCAUGAAGUGGUUUUAAAAUUCAAAGUUUUAAAAUGACAAUUGGAAAAAAAGAGAGAAAGUAUGCUUUGUUCAAGAAAACAACCAGAUUUUACAUUAUAAUCCAAAGGUUUUUUUAAGGCUGAAGCGAAACAUAUGGACACGACUCUUCUGAAAGCACAACUCGAAUAUGUUGAUGUGAAAGAAGAAGCACUUCGUAUUCAAUUCGAACAAAAAACAAGACAAGAAGAACGAAGAAGACAAAGAUCAGAAUAA
Caenorhabditis angaria is the source of this 728-nucleotide messenger RNA. The record is from the annotation of a GenBank genome assembly. Lineage: Eukaryota; Metazoa; Nematoda; Chromadorea; Rhabditida; Rhabditidae.